GGCGGGCGCGCUGGGAUGAAUCCUGGGUCGCCGACUGUCAAGGUUUCAUUGCGAGGUUGGCGAUAUUUGAUGUUUUCCCGUAAAGCCCCUGCUCCUGGAAUCAGGAGAUUACACGAGACUCUUGGCUUUCACUUACCUUUAAAGGAGCUGUCACCUCUCGUGGUUAUGCAGGAAAGCUUGAAAGGGGCAAGUAAACGCACGACUCCGUCAGCUGUACAUAAGAUAAAACAGCUUCUUAAAGAUAAACCUGAUCAUGUAGGUGUGAAAGUUGGAGUCCGUACAAGGGGGUGUAAUGGACUUUCAUACACGUUAGACUAUACAAAAACAAAAGGCGACUCCGAUGAAGAAGUAGUUCAAGAUGGAGUCAGAGUGUUUAUUGAAAAGAAAGCACAGCUGACACUUCUAGGAACUGAAAUGGACUAUGUAGAAGACAAACUAUCCAGUGAAUUUGUUUUCAAUAACCCAAACAUCAAAGGAACAUGUGGCUGUGGAGAAAGCUUUAACAUUUGAAAUCUCAGGACUAUUAUCUUGGCUUAUAACACCAUGAAACACUUCUUCAUCUGUGUGACUUUCUAAAGCUGUCACAUUUUUCAGGUUUUUAGGCUUUGUAACGUGUGGCUGCAUUUUAAGGAAAAUAAAGCGAAUGCAUUUUGGAAAUGUAACCUGUGUGUUAAAUUUCAGCACUGGUGUAUUUAUGCAGUAAUUUGGGGUGAAUUGGGCUCUAGACAGUAAGAACAGCGAGGUGCAGUAGCACUUCUGUGUUUUCAUAUGUGAUGGGAAAUAAAUCUCAAUAUUUCUCCUUUUCUUGUCAUUUCCCUCUCCUUCACCGCUACCAGUCGCCCAAAAAUUGUGUGGUGUAAGAACAGACUCCAUGUGCAUUCUGCUUUAAUUAGAAGAAAAUGGUAGGACUGUAUAUGUAUGAAUAGGUUUCAGAAUUAACUUAUACUCAUUUAAAAAGAACACACACACAAAAGAAGGUAUGUAUCUGACAGACGUUUCCAAUGUCUUCACCCCUUGAUGCUUUGAUUAUGGAUUUAGUGGUGAUCUGUUUGCAAAGAAAAAUCAAUAAGUUCUAAGAGGGAGGAAAUCCUACUUUCUAGUGCGAAAAUUUUCAUACGUUAUGUCACCAACUGUGGCUACAUCGUGGAAUGAGCUAAUUCAAGUCUCCAAAGUUAUGCUCACCCUUUCAUUUUGAGUUAUUUUAGUGCCUAUAUAAAUGUUUGUGCUUGCUACAAGGAAAGGAAAUCUCUUUGUUGCAGCCAGGAAGACAAGUAGUGUGGUGUUCCAGAAUAAUGCAACAUCUUCAACCAUUUGAAUGUUAAGGCAGAAUGUGCACAGGCCUCCUUUUCCCACAUCCCAUGUAUCUGUCUUUUCCCCCAGUUGACCAAGACAGCAAAAUUCCUAAACUGCUUCCAACCCAGUACAUGUAUGUAUUCCCCCUAUGCUGUCUGGUCACCCAACAAGGAAAUUGUUUUAUGAUGGUGGAAGGAAUUUUGUCACUUUCCUGUCGUCAUACUCACAACUUACUUUCUGUCAUAGCUGAAACCUCAUUGGUAACUUGAGUAGAUGUUAGGUUUUCCCUGAUAAGGUUGACUCUAAAUUCUGUUCAACAGUUGUUUGAGGUGAAGGUAACUUUGUAAAAGGAAAAUUCCACUGUAGUUUAUAAAAACAGCUCAGAAUCUUUGACUUGUAUAAAAUCAAUGACAUUAGCUUUUUUGUUAAACUGACACCAGGCAUUAAUUUAAGGGAAGACAAAAACUUAUUGCUUGGAAGAAGCCAUUUGCUUUGAUAGAAAGAAACUAGUUUUAUCUCCCUCUCGCACAUUAAGAUCCUUCUGGCUACACACCAAUCUUCCCAACAUGUAUCAUUCUUCAGCACCUCCUCCCCAACUACUCAGGUAUCAGUAAAUAUCUCUCCAGGCUUUCUGGAAAGCCAGAGUAAUUUAAGUGGCCACUAUGCACCAAGCCACUCACUUGUGCAGCUUGCAGGAGGAGUAGAGAGGGGAAGAAGCUAUUGUUACUAGAGUAGUUGAGCUGAAAGUUGGGGGGGGGGGGGAAGAGGAGACAGGUGGAAGGGAGCUCACAAGGAAUACCUGAAUGCUGGCUUUAAAUAAGGAAGGAGCUGGAGUGGGGGAAGGAGAUGGGACUGAAUAAGGCAUAAAACCUGGAGAUUUACUAUCCAGGGGUGGAUUCAUUCUGGAGAGCAGUUUAUUGGUACUUGAGAGGGAGAACUGUGGACUGUUACCUGUUGAGGGACUGGAAAUGCAGCUAGAACUGGUUGAGGGAGGAGGAGAUAAAUCUAUGGCAUCCUCCCUGCAGUAGUCAGCACAGCCCACAAGAAUAGAAGGUUGAAGCUUCCACGUGUAUUGCUUAAUUAAUAUUCAUACUUGAAUUUUAAUUAUUUUGUAAUGUAUGCAAUUUUGAUGUAAAAACACUGGAGUUUUCCUUUAUCAACUGUCAUACACAAAUAGUUGCAUUAUUAUAUAUAGUAGUUAUAGAACAGUAACAAAGUAUAUGGGGAAAACAUGACAACCGGCUCAGUAGAUUUGAAUUUCUAAUGCCACAGUCCUCCAUUCCUGCCAAAAAAAAUCAAGUCUGUGUGGCAUUGUAGAGCUAAUGUCUAAAGUAGUCCCAAUGAUAGACUAAUUCUCUCAUUUGUAAAUCUAUUCCUUACUGGAAAUUAAAAAAAAAAAAAAAAAAAAAAAAA
Molecule: messenger RNA, 2706 nt
Organism: Chrysemys picta bellii (western painted turtle)
Lineage: Eukaryota; Metazoa; Chordata; Testudines; Emydidae
Source: RefSeq, a predicted model, not a curated record